AUGUCAACUGAGCCUGUGGUCUACCAACUUCGACGACCCUCAUCGGAUAAGUCAUGGGGGUUUGUGCUCCAGGGCGGCGCUGAUCAGGGACUCCCUGUUUUUGUGCACAAGAUAACGCGCAAUGGCAUUGCUCACCGAGCUGGACUCGAGCCUGGGGACGUGAUUGUGAAGAUUUGCAAAACCCCACUUUCAGGCAUGUCGCAUAGCCAAGUGAAGGCUGAACUUCUUCGCGCUGGAAGUGAUCUUGAUUUUACCGUUCUCAAACGGGCUUUUAACGUGACGAAUUACAAUAUGAGCAUGAAAAUGAUGGCAGCGGAACAGGCUUCCCCAACUCUGUCUCCAGGCGCCCCCGAGGAGCGAUCCGAAAUUGUCGAGGAGCAUCUCUGGCGCCAUGGAGGGCCCACUUUUAAGAAUGUCCAACCAAAGUCCUACAAGAUUCUCGAACAACAACUUCCACAGUCGGAAAUGGGAGGGACCGGACCAGGGUCGGUAUUUGAGCGGUCCGUAGAUGAGAGGUCACCCUACCUGAAGGCUACGGAGCAGACGAUCCAGAAGGCCUACGGGGAAUCUUGA
Messenger RNA from Hydatigera taeniaeformis, 573 nucleotides. The record is from the annotation of a GenBank genome assembly. NCBI's taxonomy places the organism in Eukaryota, Metazoa, Platyhelminthes, Cestoda, Cyclophyllidea, Taeniidae.